GUACCUCCAGCAGCAUCUAUAGCACAAGCCGGAACAGCAACCUGUCUCUGCGGCGCAGUACACCUCGCUUUCCCCAUCACAACACCAGGUCUCGUAGCCUCAUUCGUAUGCUACUGCAGUGACUGCAGAAAAGGCGGAGUGGAAGCCAGUAUUGUCGUUAAAGAUGAAUACUUGAAACAUGUACGUGGUACAUCGAAUCUUUCGUCCUUUUCCCAACCCGUUUCUACGCCUUCAAGUCAUGGCUCGACGACUUUCUUCUGCCAUACUUGCGGCUCCAAUAUGUAUAGGGUUGGUGCCGCGUUCCCUGGUUGCGCCAUUGUGCGCAUGGGCGCCGUGGAUGAUGCAAGGCUUGUUGAGGGCAGGUUGCGGCCGACAAGGGAGCUGUGUGUGAAAGAGAGGGUGAGUUGGGUGGGUGGGCUCAAGGGGGACGAGGUGAAGAGGAGGGUCGGGUUGUUUUCGUGA
This is a messenger RNA of Bipolaris oryzae ATCC 44560, 462 nucleotides long. RefSeq lists its product as uncharacterized. Lineage: Eukaryota; Fungi; Ascomycota; Dothideomycetes; Pleosporales; Pleosporaceae. The record is from RefSeq and is a predicted model, not a curated record. The transcript is spliced from 2 exons. The annotation marks the transcript as partial. Gene Ontology annotation, molecular function: carbon-sulfur lyase activity.